Messenger RNA from Dermacentor silvarum, 863 nucleotides. Its product is annotated as probable caffeoyl-CoA O-methyltransferase 1. The transcript has 4 exons. The record is from RefSeq and is a predicted model, not a curated record. The coding region runs from base 154 to 669 and encodes 171 amino acids. NCBI's taxonomy places the organism in Eukaryota, Metazoa, Arthropoda, Arachnida, Ixodida, Ixodidae. Gene Ontology annotation, molecular function: S-adenosylmethionine-dependent methyltransferase activity; O-methyltransferase activity.
CCUUGCCACAGCUGGCUGAAACACCACUCGUGACAGUUUUCCUCCGCCUCAGCUGGCCGACGCUCUCUGCGUCACUGUAGGCACCGGUAUUUGGCUGCCGCUCCGAGUCCUCAGUGCACACACAGGAGUCUGUCUACUUGCUUCAUACUUCCAAUGGCGGAAAACAACGGUCGUGUUCACUUCGUCAAGCCAUCACUCCAUCUUGGGCCUCAGGUCUCCGACUAUGUGGCCAACCACAGUGGUCGGCUGAACCCGGUUCUCGCAAAACUUAUCCAAGUGACACAGAAGAUGCCUCGUAGUGAGAUGAUGAGCGACUCGUCUGAGUUGCAACUCUUCCAGAUCCUACUCAAGGCUAUGGGAGCCAGAUAUUAUUUGGAAAUAGAUGAUCUGAUCGCUCAAGGCAAAUCCAACUUUUUCGACUUCAUAUUCAUCGACGCUGACAAGGCUUCGUACGACGAGUACUACGAGAAGAGCCUGCAGCUCGUCAGGCGCCACGGCAUCAUCGCUGUCGACAAUGUUCUGUGGAAAGGGAAAGUGUUCAACCCGGCAUUCGACGAUCCGGUCACGGAGUCCGUGCGACGGCUGAACCGCAAGCUGGCGUCCGAUGACCGCGUCGAGAUCAGCAUGCUGACCCUGAGCGACGGCGUCACUUUCGCCUUCAAGAAGUGAACGGGCGACAUCGCUGCCGGAUUCGUCCAUUACUUGCUCGGCCUUCGGCAACUCUCACACUCGAUCUUUGUUUAGGCACGAAAAAGUAAACUCUAUACAAGUAUUUUUGAUAACUUCACGAAUGGUUCUCGUAACGGCGUCAUCUUUUCCUGCGAUGCGAUAGUGUGUUAUCAAUAAACGAUGUGCACUGUUUG